CGAUUGAUUUUGACCAAAUUUGACUAGUGAUUUUGACAUUAAAGCAGAUAAAUGCUGCUCUUCUACUUCAAAAUGAUCCCAAGGAACGAAUGAAAUCAACGAAUAAUCAUUAUGAGCUUCAAAAAGACAAAUAAUUCAAAAAUUAAGUCGUUUGUUACCGAGGAGGAAGCCCAGGACGCCAAGGAGAAACGUCAAAAGGAAUGGGAAAGAGUCAGAAAGCCCGAUGACCCUUUAGAAUGUCCAGAUGUGCAACCAAAAAGUUUAUUUGAACAGCUUCAGGCCCAGAAAGAAAAGGCACAACAAGAGCAUGACGAGAAAUAUGACAUCAAAAAAAUGUUCCGCGGGAUCGAUAAUGACGGCUGUCUUCUCGAGUUUGCUUCCAAGCAACAGGCAGAAGUUGACCGCAGACGUUUUGCUCUCACUCCAGAGAUUAAAGACUACAGAGAUGAAGUUGCAAAGUUUAAUAUGACUGUAGCCGUCUCAACCCCAGCUGCUGUGGGAAAAGAAAAAAAGAAAGCCUCCAAUGCUUUAUUGGGAAAGAAGAAAUCACAGUUGGAACUAUUGGCUGGCUGCAUUAAACGACGGCGGAGUGAUGUGGAGACGAGCGAGGACGAAAAAUCUGACGAUCAAAACUUCUCCAAAAAAGAGUCAGCUGUCGAAAAAUCGUCACAAAACGAGGAAAAUUUUGAAAAGACCUCGGAAUGCAAAAACUCUGAUACAGAGACUAAACACUUUCCACAAACUGCGAAAAAGGCGCAAGAAAAAGACGAAAAUGGUUCGGUUGCCUACAACCUUGGCUUCAUAGCGAGUCUUGGUGACUACUCAGACUCUAGCGAUUCGGAAUCCUCAUCAAGCGACUCGGAUAUUUUACCAUCGCUUUUAAGUAACAUCGAAUCAAAACCGACGAACUGAAACUUCAAAAAUCAAAUUCGGAAUUACAAGAAGGGCAUUCGCCAUCAUUUGGAUUUGACGUUAAGCUUUGGGAAAAUCGAAUGCUUUUAAGAUUGAACAAAAUGACAUUAGUAAAUAUGGCAUCAAGUCAACAGAUUGCAAAUUCCAUCAAUUGUAAGUUGUAAGUCAUGAUAAAUUUUAAAAUUGGAUCACGUAUUGUUUCAGCUGUGAAAUGAAAACUUGACAUUCGCGAUAGCUCAAAUAUUUCUUUGAAUAAAGGCACGUUUCGAAACAAA
This is a messenger RNA of Xenia sp. Carnegie-2017, 1187 nucleotides long. Its product is annotated as PSME3-interacting protein-like. NCBI's taxonomy places the organism in Eukaryota, Metazoa, Cnidaria, Anthozoa, Malacalcyonacea, Xeniidae. The coding region runs from base 112 to 912 and encodes 266 amino acids. Gene Ontology annotation, cellular component: nucleus. The record is from RefSeq and is a predicted model, not a curated record. The transcript is spliced from 7 exons.